AGUAAACAUGACAGAAGUGGGAGAUUUGAUUGUAAAGUUUCAAAGAGAAGAACAUAAAAUAACAGGUCUUGUUGAUACUGACACGGUAUCAGACCUAAAAAAUGCCAUAUAUAAAGCAACACAAGUAUGUCCCGAGAGACAAAAACUUCUUGGCCUCAAAGUAAAAGGCAACCAGCUGGAAGAUGGAAUGUCUCUAGCAUCUUUGAAGUUGAAACCAAAUUCUAAGAUCAUGCUUGUUGGCACCAGGGAGGAAGAGCUGGCAAAGGUCAUUGAGCCACCUGCUGAUAUGCCGGAAGUUGUGAAUGAUUUCGAUAUUGAAGAAGAAGAAAUUGCCAUUGAAAACAGAGAAGAAUAUCUGGAAAAAGUGGCAAGACGAGUGAAAGAUUACAAGAUCAACAUCCUCAAUGAACCUCGACCUGGCAAGAAACUGUUGGUGCUGGAUAUAGAUUAUACAUUGUUUGAUCACAGGUCAGUGGCCGAAAAUGCCCUGGAGUUGAUGAGGCCACACCUUCACGAGUUUCUGACCACAGCAUAUGAGGACUAUGACAUCGUCAUUUGGUCUGCCACAGGUAUGAAAUGGAUCGAGACAAAGAUGAAGGGGUUGGGAGUUGAAACCAAUGCCAACUACAAGAUCUCCUUCUAUGUAGACUGUGAUGCAAUGAUUAGUGUGCACACACCAAAGUAUGGGGUCAUCGAGGUGAAACCACUUGGGGUUAUCUGGGGCAAGUUUGAACAAUGGACUGCCAAGAACACAAUCAUGUUUGACGACAUCCGUCGGAACUUCAUCAUGAAUCCACAAAAUGGCCUGAAAAUCAAACCAUUUAAGAAAGCCCACUUCAACCGUGAGUCUGAUACAGAGUUGUUAAAACUGUCAAGAUACCUGAAGGACAUCGCUCAGCUGGAAGAUUUUUCCUGUCUCAAUCACAAGAAAUGGGAAAGGUACAAACCACCACGACACGCAGCCAAGAGACACAUCGAUGGACACGGCAGUCAGGGCCCUGCUGGAGAUGAAGGCUGACUUCUGAUUGGUUGAUUGACAGGUCACAUGAUUGGUAGAGUGUUUGGAAAUGAUGUGAACUAUUUAUCAGUGUGUCAGCUGACAGUAUGACUGGUCAUAGCAGAUAAGGCUGAAUAUUUUACACUGCUGUCAUUCUCAUAUUUUUGUGCAGGUGUUUACUGUAAACUGUUAAAGGAAGUCGUCAGACAUCAUAUGUGGUCUUGGUCUUAAGGGAUAUGAACAGAAUAUGUCUAUUAGUUAGAAGUUGUUUCUUUUUUUGUACGCAUCAAAGGACGUGACAAUGAACUUUUUGUCACUUUCCGGGAUUUUUCUCUGCAUUUUGCUAAUCAGACAUUUGGUUGUCAUGAAAACAUGUCUUCACACACUGUUUAAUGUGGAGUGUUAAAAAAUUAUGAUAACUUUAAGAUAUUCCCUGUGGUAACAUCUAAAACUGAAGUUGAAAUAAAAUGUCACUUUUUUUUCUUAAAAUGACGACAGUUUGAUAACAUGUAAAUUUAGCGCUACAGACAGUUACAGAUAGAACAAUUUUAGCCAUGACAGCAGAUAGGACUUAAUUUGAAAAUUAAAAUUGACACUUUUUGUUCUUUGAAGAGAGGUUGCCUGCCAUUUUAAACAAAUAUUGUUUUUGUUGUCUUGAGCACAGUAAACACCACUUGAAGACCUCCUUUGACUUUAUUGUUCCAUUGUUUUCUUGAGGAGGUUAGGUGCAUACAUAAGAGUGAAGGCUGAAAACGAUCAGUGUGUUAACACUUGAACGCAGUAAACUAGUUGCUUAUUUUGUGAAAGGGGUAAAACAGUACAUCAAUACUAAUACUACACUAUGGCUUCAUGAUAAGAUGCAUAUAUUAAUAUUGUAUACUAUAUGCGUGUAUUACAAGAUUGUAUUAUGAUUAAGAUACAAUGUGUAUGUUACAAUACUGUUUUAUGAUACAAUGUGCAUAUAAAAAUAUUGUACCAUGCUUUAAUAUUGAAAACACACAAUGCAUCAUGAUACAAUGUGUAAUAUUACAAUACAGUAUCAAGACUUAGUGUGGAUAGUAAAGAUUUGCAUCAAGAUUCAAUAUUGCAAUGUGUAUCACAGCUUAAAUGACCAAUUUACCAAAUUAUUGCGUUUACCAAAGUAGGUGUGUUAUUACAUAACUCACAUGAGCGAAUACGUUGACAUAUAUAUACAUUGAUGUACAUUCAUAUUUCAUUAUUAUUUAUUGCAAAAUACAUAUACAAUUACACACAGUAAAAUUCUUCAUGAAAUGUAUCGUAUCACCCUUCCUUUUAAAGUACUUGACAAUUUGACACGAAGUAAUGUGAGUAACAUAACAUCGCUCAAUUAAUAUGAAACAUCGCUCACUAGAAGUUGGUUAAACUAACCCACGCUUAUGGUAACAUUGCCCAGUUAAAACAAAGACAUUUAAGUGAAUUAAGCAUCAAAGGAUAGCACAUUGGAACGCCAUGUGAAUAUAUUUGGUCAACUGGUCACCAUCCUGCAAAUACCCCGUUUCACCAGUGGUCAUUGUUAUAUUAUUUGGGGCGGUUGGGUAGCCUAGUGGUUAAAGCGUUCGCUCGUCACACCGAAGACCCGGGUUUGGCUCCCGACAUGGGUACAAUGUGUGAAGCCCAUUUCUGGUGUCCCCCGCCGUGAUAUUGCUGGAAUAUUGCUAAAAGCGGUGUAAAACCAUACUCACUCACUCACACUCACUGUUAUAUUAUUUGGUCUUUAGUGUAGGUGUAUAUGCUCAAUUAAUGUCAUCACCUUUGCUUGAUUGACAGUGUGUGAUUGGUUCAGUAAGCCGGUGAAUGUAGUAUAAAUUUGAUGUAUUGCUCUGCCCCCUGUUUUGAUUACCACAGGGCACCACAGGGCACCACAGGGCACUUGAUAUAUAUGAAAAGGAGUUUUUUAGGCUUCACCAAUAUUGUCAUUGCCUCAGAACCAGUUGAUGUUUUUCUAUGUUGUAUAGUACUGAAACAUAUAAGACUACACAUUUACCAUAUUUGCCGUAAUAAGUGCCUCAGGGGCUUAGAAAAUUGACAAAGGCCUUUUAAAACCAUUCACAGUUAAGUUUGAUGUCAGAGAUCCACCAGUAGUGACCAUAGUUCAAACGUCAAUGAAAAUAUGUUUUUGAUAAUAGGCAGUUAUUUUCUUCUUCUACCCUUCUGUUGUCUGUUAAUAAUACUCAAGAAAACAUGGUCUGUCAUCAUGGUCAUGUAAAGUUUUAGUAAUAGGGGCGCUUAUAAAGAUUACUUACAGAUUGUUCUAGAAGUUGCUUGGGGUGAUUAUUGGAGCAGGGUGCUUAAUACGGCAAAUACGGUAAUCAUGAAAUUCAGAAAACCUUACUCCGACUGGGGACAGAUACUUUUGUAAUGACUUUCCAUGUUUACUUGUGUUUUGUUUCAUUUCACUUAAAACCAGUUUGAAGCACAUAGGUGCUAUGUAUAGUUACCAGUAAUUGCAAUCCACAGAAUUAAGGCUGUUGUGUUUCACCUUCUCCAAGAGAUCCAUGCCACCAUGUUUUGAUUUUGUCAUUCAGAUCUGACGGUAUUGUCAACUGAUUGUGAGGGUUGUAUCAUUGUACAAUUGUACAUGUCGUGUAGAACUGCUUUGUCCAAGAGCAGUUCCUUCUUGUUCAUCAAUCAUUCGUCCUUCAUUUCCUGCCAUCUUUAUGUCCAACAUAUUUGUAUUAAUUGACUAAUGGCCUUUUAGAAGUAUAUCCAGGACCUUUUUUCCAUGGCCUUAUUAAUUACAAGCCUUAUAAAUAAAUAACCUUCUAACAAGGUGAUUUGCAAAAUGUUGCAAAUGAACUCACAUUUUUUACACAAAGAAAUUCUUUCAGUGGUCCAAUUCCUAAUUCGUAAUUGCCUUAUUAAUAAUUACUGGAAGUAGAGAAUCAUAUGGCAAGUUAUAUUUGCUUGUGGUUAGUGGGAUUUUUGUGGGGGAGAGAAAAAAGACAAUCAUGUGGUGGACACACUCAGUGUAAGUUUGUGAAAAAAAUUGUAGGAUAACAAACAACUUUUGAAAAUACUUCAUGCUUAACAAACUUUUAUAGGUUAUCAAUGAGACACAUAACUGCACAAGGCUUAGCUUGAAUAAGGUUUACUUUCCAAUUCUGUACAGGUGAUUCCUACUCUGUACUCACUGCACAAGUUAAUGGUAAAUCCCAGGUCAGCAUGGUUUUACUAUAACUGGGUUAAGGAACUUUCCAGGCAGUAAAAUAGUCUGAAGAACUUGUAAACACAUAUUCGAUUAUUUAUUAAAUUUGACCAAUUGGCCACUAAAAUCAAAUUAAGAUGUUCUGUGUAUUUAGGUUUGAGAUAAUCACACACAACAAUGUCACUUUGUCACACAGUCAUCAUGCUUUCUCAUGCAAGUAAAUAUCUACUGCUAAAAUCAUUUUCUUGUCCUUCAAGUGAAAGUUGAAGCAUUUUUAUUGUCAGUCUAUGUUUGGUAACACAGAAUUGAGGAGUCUGUGUACAUGUGACAUGUGCCGUGUCAAGUGCUAAAAGAAAUCCAUCUAUGUCAUGUGAUGCUUCAAGUCUGGAAGUUUUCUGUUACCACUCAUUGAUGACCUUUAAGUUGGAAAAAAACUAUUGUUAUUGAAUGUUAAGUAUAACUUUUGAAAGUGGUCUUUAGUCCUUCUGACAUGCACUUUGAAACAAUGUUGUAUCUGUAUCUGUAUCAGCUUCAGUAUAAGAAUCGGAGAAUCAAUUUGUGCUUUUGAAAUUGUAAUUUCCCCGAGUAUCAAUUACUUCUUUUCAUUGGUUUUAAUAUUAUGUCCAGGGUGUCUACUGAAGUGUCAAUGACUGUGUAUCCAAUGUAACUGUUACGUUUACAUUUGUUAUGGGUUGUUUUUGGACAGCAAAUUGACACACCAAGGUUUUACCUUAUAAUAUAACUUGAUAAUGUAUAUGCCUUGUGUAGACAUAGGUAAACAAUGCACCCCCGCUUCUCAGGACCAGGGCAGUUCCCCCUUCCUCGGGGGUUCAGAAUCCAUUGCACAAACCAGUUGAUUUCAAUUUAACAACAUUAAAACGUGAUAACAAAAUAUGAAUUCUCCACAGUUCAUCUGCUGCAGAACAAGUCCUACUCUUUAGAGAAAAUAUUUUAUUUGCCUCAUAAGACUUUACAAACCACCAUUGACUGGCUGGCUGGACAUUUUCAGUGCAUGCUUUUGCAGAUUAAUGCUAUCAUUUCCUGGUUUGACAUUUAACGAGAAAGUGUAUGUACAUGGUAGGGUUCAGGAGUUUGUAUCCAAAAAUGCAAACUAGAAUAUUGAAAUGUCAACAGCAUUGUUGACUGAUGCAUCGACUUCCCAAGUUGUAGCAUGUUUCAUUAUUAGUUUACCCCUACACUAUUUUUACUGUUAUAAAAUAAAAUGUUAGCUCAAACAUACUCACGUCACACUGUGACAACUGAAAUCAGGUUCAAACCAAUGUCAAACCCACUCACUCUGAUCAAGCGUGCCACUGUGGGGCCAAUUUAUCAGGCAGCCAUGAUAGUCAUCUGUGACACUGCAGUUUCGCUGUCCAGAACACUGUGGGGCCAAUUAUCAGGCAGCCAUGAUAGUUGUCUAUGACACUGCAGUUUCGUUGUCCAGAACAUUUAUGUAAGACAGUUGGUGUUGAACCAUACUGUUUAAUACCAAGAGUCCCAACAGCAACUGUGCUACCAAAAAUAUGCAGCCACGUUACAAGCAGUACUAGAGGACACGUUUCCAUGCUUAGCCCUCUUAGAACCAAUCAAAAGUGAUACACAUUAAUUCAGUCCAUGAAUAAGCACGCAAGAACUCAUGCAAAUUGAACAAACCACAGAACCCAGAAGAACAGGUGACAGUGUUUAUUGACAUGUAACCAUGGCAACUAACGGUACAUUUAGCCCUGUAUCCCGGUGAAUAUUCUACACAGCAGCGAUUGCAGGUUCACCCUCGCACUAUUUCAAAUGUCUAAAGCAGUCAUACACACAAGACUAGUAGACAAUGAAUUGAUACUGCCAGAUCUCCCUUGUACCGGUAUUAUUAAAUGACAAUUAUUCACAUUCUUAAAGAUCUGUAAAGUUUGUGAUGUUCGUGAAAUCCACUAUUGGUACAUUCUGUUGACAGACAUCAUGCUAGCUAUUGGCCUAUGCAUCCCUUCAUGCAAUCAUUUUGCUGACAAAUAUGUGACUUUUUAAAUCUAAGAUUCAAAAAUGAGAACUGAUAAUUCAGUGUAAUGACUGCUAAUUCUUUUGCAAAGUGAUAUUAUUUGCGUGAAUUCACAAAUGAGAGUUAACAUGAUGCCUGCUCUGUUAUUCAAACGUACUAUCACAGUCCUCACUGGUUUUCUGCAUGAGAAAUACUCAACAAAAAUAAAUGCUGCUUUAUUAUGAA
Molecule: messenger RNA, 6375 nt
Organism: Haliotis rufescens (red abalone)
Lineage: Eukaryota; Metazoa; Mollusca; Gastropoda; Lepetellida; Haliotidae
Product: ubiquitin-like domain-containing CTD phosphatase 1
Exons: 9
Coding region: 8-1018 (336 amino acids)
Biological process (GO): protein dephosphorylation
Cellular component (GO): nucleus
Molecular function (GO): protein binding; protein serine/threonine phosphatase activity
Source: RefSeq, a predicted model, not a curated record